CGGCAAACUCGGGCAACGGGCCAAGACACGAAUGACCAUGACCAUGCGGCUGCUCGUGCUUCUCGCCGUCGGCGCGCAGGCGGCAGUGACGCUGACGUCGAGCCCACCAGCCGACUGCAAUGCGUCGUCGACGUGCAAGUCGCUCACGUGUCUCCGCGGCUGGUGGAUCGACCUCAAGGACAACCACAUUGAGCUGGCCAUCCUCGCCGGCGCGCUCGUCUUCCUUGCGUCCUUCUUGCCGCGCGUGCUGCUGCGGCUCGUCAUCUUCAUCCUCAAGAAGUUUCCAUUUCUGCGCGAGGUCAUUGAGGACUACGAGGCCCAUUGCAUUUGGUCGACGACGUACUUACUGUGCAGCACGCUCAUUUGGGGCGCGCUCACAGUCAGCAAGCUCUCUCAGUUUCUGUGCCGGAUCCACAUUUACGUUUGGGGCCUCUUCUUCCUCCUCUGGCUCUACUACGUCUUUGUGGUUGUCGACAAGUUUGCAGUCCGCAAGUUUGGCGGCAAAGGUGAGAGCUCCAAGAACGUCGUCAUCUCCGAGUCGAUCAAGCUCCUUCGCCUGCUCGUGAUGGUCAUUGCAGCCAUGUACAUUUACCUCCAGAUGUGGCAAGACCAGACGCUGCUCAAGUACUCGUUUCUGGGCAUGAUUGGUGGUGCCAUCGCGCUUGGCUUUGUGGGCGCGACGCACAAUGCGGUUGGCGGCCUCUACCUCGUGCUCAACGCACCCUUCAAAGUCGACCAAUUCAUCCAGAUCGGCGCGGUGAAAGGCCACGUGAGCCGCGUUGCGCUGCGAUACACGGUCGUCAUUGGCCUCGACAGCACCAAGAUCUUUAUUCCCAACAGCUACUUUUUGUACAAACCUAUGGUCAACUAUUCGCAAGCCCCAAAGCGCCAGCUGCAGAUGGACAUUGACGUUGAUCCGCACACGAGCGUGGCUCUUCUCCAGCGCCUCAUGACGGACCUCGAGCUCAUGCUGCAGUCCCGUCAUAUGGGUCUGACGUCGCAUGAAGACUACAAUGGCGACGAGAAGACCAAACAGCUCUUCUUUGUGACGAUGGAACAGCUCUACCGCGUCCGCCUCUACACGUUCACGGACGAACUCGAUGCGAAGAAGCACGCGCUCAUCAAGUCGGAGGUGUGGCUGGCGGCCAUGGAGAUCAUGGACGACCUCGGCAUCCGCAUGAAGUCGCCGACCUCUGGCACUGCCUCGUUGCCAGCCAAAGGCAACACGCUCGACGACCAUGUGCCGUUUGCCGCCGAGUUUGGGCUUCUCACCGGCGCGUCGUCGUUGUAGCAAGUGCUAAUAACACAACCAACCCUUUGUAUCAAUGUAUCGAUG
Saprolegnia diclina VS20 is the source of this 1336-nucleotide messenger RNA. RefSeq lists its product as hypothetical. The coding region runs from base 32 to 1291 and encodes 419 amino acids. The transcript has 6 exons. NCBI's taxonomy places the organism in Eukaryota, Oomycota, Saprolegniomycetes, Saprolegniales, Saprolegniaceae. Gene Ontology annotation, biological process: transmembrane transport. The record is from RefSeq and is a predicted model, not a curated record. Gene Ontology annotation, cellular component: membrane.